Melanotaenia boesemani (Boeseman's rainbowfish) is the source of this 6077-nucleotide messenger RNA. It is a transcript of the gene braf, whose product is annotated as B-Raf proto-oncogene, serine/threonine kinase. Gene Ontology annotation, cellular component: plasma membrane; cytosol; mitochondrion. The coding region runs from base 1 to 2469 and encodes 822 amino acids. Lineage: Eukaryota; Metazoa; Chordata; Actinopteri; Atheriniformes; Melanotaeniidae. The transcript has 20 exons. The record is from RefSeq and is a predicted model, not a curated record. Gene Ontology annotation, biological process: protein phosphorylation; signal transduction. Gene Ontology annotation, molecular function: protein kinase activity; ATP binding.
AUGGCGGCGUUGAGCAGCGCCGAGUCUCCUCCGCCCGUCUUCAACGGAGACACCACGGAGCUAGAGCCGGGCAGGGAGCGCGGCCUGGAGGAGCUGGGCGCCGGGCUGGACCCCUCCUGCCCGUCGGGGAUCCCCGGAGGUCCGCAGGAGGAGGAGAUCUGGAACAUCAAACAGAUGAUAAAGCUCACACAGGAACAUCUGGAGGCUCUUCUGGACAAAUUUGGAGGUGAACACAACCCUCCCUCCAUAUAUCUGGAGGCCUAUGAAGAGUACACCAGUAAACUGGACGCCCUGCAGCAGAGGGAGCAGCAGCUGCUGGAGGCCAUGGGGAAUAGUUCAGACUUCUCUUGUACCCCCUCUCCCAUGCCCGCCCUUCUGGAAGUUAAAAUGGGAGGUUUUGGAGUUGGUGGGGGAGCUCAGGUCUUUCCCUCAACCCCCAACACUUUAGCUGUCCUGCAGACUCCAACAGAUGCCGGUCGAGCCAACCCUCGCUCCCCACAGAAGCCCAUCGUCCGGGUCUUCCUGCCCAACAAGCAGAGAACAGUGGUCCCGGCCCGCUGUGGGAUGACGGUGAGGGACUCCCUGAAGAAAGCGCUGAUGAUGCGAGGACUCAUUCCAGAGUGCUGUGCUGUCUACAGGAUACAGGACGGAGAGAAGAAGCCGAUUGGCUGGGACACAGACAUCUCCUGGCUGACGGGCGAGGAGCUGCAUGUGGAGGUGUUGGAGAACGUUCCGCUCACCACACACAACUUUGUGAGGAAGACCUUCUUCACACUGGCCUUCUGUGAUUUCUGCAGAAAGCUGCUGUUCCAGGGUUUCCGCUGUCAGACAUGUGGCUACAAGUUCCACCAGCGCUGCAGCACCGAGGUUCCUCUCAUGUGUGUCAACUACGACCAGCUAGACUUGUUGCUAGUAUCAAAGUUCUUUGAGCAUCACCCGUUGAGUCAGGAGGAGGUCUCCUCAGAGGGAACCACACCGGUGUCUGAUGUCUGUCCGUCGCUUCCCCCAUCCGACUCCACCAGGUCUAUAUGCCACUCCACUGUGUCCCCGUCCAAGUCCAUCCCCAUCCCGCCUAGUUUCCGAGCCAACGAGGAAGACCAUCGGAACCAGUUUGGCCAGAGGGACCGCUCAUCCUCGGCCCCCAAUGUCCACAUCAACACCAUCGAGCCUGUCAACAUAGACGACCUGAUCCGGGAUCAGGGCUUGCAGAGGUCCAACGGAGCCCCCCCGACCCACCCUGCCCGCUGCUUGAGGAAGCACCGAACACGGACCUCAAGCCCCCUCCUUUACUCCUACCCCAAUGACAUAGUGUUUGAUUUUGAGCCUGAGCCCGUUUUCCGAGGCUCCACCACCGGGCUGUCGGCCACGCCUCCCGCGUCUUUACCAGGCUCGCUUACCAAUGUCAAAGUCCCACAGAAGUCGCCGUGCCCACAGAGGGAGCGCAAGUCGUCCUCCUCAUCCGAGGACCGCAAUAAGAUGAAAACCCUGGGAAGACGGGACUCCAGCGACGACUGGGAAAUCCCUGAGGGUCAGAUCACUCUGGGUCAGAGGAUAGGCUCCGGAUCCUUCGGAACCGUAUUCAAAGGAAAAUGGCACGGUGACGUGGCUGUGAAGAUGCUGAAUGUCACUGCUCCCACACCACAGCAGCUCCAGGCCUUCAAGAAUGAAGUGGGAGUCCUCAGGAAAACGCGUCAUGUGAACAUCCUGCUGUUCAUGGGCUACACCACCAAGCCCCAGCUGGCCAUCGUUACCCAGUGGUGUGAAGGCUCCAGUCUGUACCAUCACCUACACAUCAUCGAGACCAAGUUUGAAAUGAUCAAGCUGAUUGACAUCGCCCGACAGACGGCUCAGGGCAUGGAUUACCUGCACGCCAAGUCUAUCAUCCACAGAGACCUGAAGAGUAACAAUAUUUUCCUCCAUGAGGAUCUGACGGUGAAGAUCGGUGACUUCGGUCUGGCCACAGUCAAGUCCCGCUGGAGUGGCUCACACCAGUUUGAACAGCUGUCUGGUUCAAUACUUUGGAUGGCUCCGGAGGUGAUCCGGUUGCAGGAUAAGAAUCCGUACAGUUUCCAGUCAGACGUCUACGCCUUUGGCAUUGUUCUCUAUGAGCUCAUGUCAGGAGCUCUGCCGUACUCCAACAUCAACAACCGAGACCAGAUUAUAUUCAUGGUGGGUCGAGGUUACCUGUCUCCUGACCUCAGCAAGGUGCGCAGCAACUGUCCGAAGGCUAUGAAGAGACUGAUGGCUGAUUGUCUGAAGAAGAAGAGGGAAGAGCGUCCUCUCUUUCCUCAGAUCUUGGCAUCUAUUGAGCUUCUGGCUCGUUCAUUACCCAAAAUCCACCGCAGCGCCUCGGAGCCUUCACUAAACCGAGCCGGCUUUCAGACAGAAGACUUCAGCUUGUACGCCUGCGCCUCCCCUAAGACCCCCAUCCAAGCCGGCGGCUAUGGUGAGUUUUCUGCAUUUAAGUAGCUGCUGAUGUCCCACCCAUCCCCCCUCCUCACUUCUCAAACGUCUCGUGUGUCCCCUGCGGUGGAUUCAUUCAUUAUUGGUAAAAACUGGAUCAGUAGUCUGAAGGAAUGUGCCGUUUUCUUCCUCCGUCACCCUGAAGAAGGCUUCCUUUCCAGAGUGUUUCUGAUCCUAAGACGGCGACAUGCCAAGGGCCACAAUUGGGAAAAAGAAAACAACUCCAAGAUGGUCCGGAGGAAGUGACGAUGGCUGGGUCAGGAGACGACUGUCCCUGGAUCUCUGGAACACCAUGAUUUAGUUCCGAGAUGAGCGGCAGGUCACUCAGAAUGGGACCACGUUGAAGGAAAAAAGACUUGAAGGACAGAUUUAGUUUUUCCUUUUCCAAUUUGGAAAGGUUUUCCUUGUUGGAGGAGAGCUUUGUUUGGGCUUUUUAUGGCCUAAAUCUUGCAGAUGAUUAUAUUUUGCCUUCUCUUUGCCUCCAUAGUGAAGGAAUAACAGCUCUCCGAUUCACCAACAGAUUCCAAACUUCCUCUCACUGCUCUCUGGGGUCCCCCAGGAGCUGUUUGCUGGAAGGAUUUUUAUUUAUUUAGAUUUUUUCUGUUUUUCCAGUCCACCUUUCAAGGAUUCCGGGUUCAGAUUUGUGAUGAAAAGUUGGGAUCAGGUGAAGCUGUGCUGGCUGACAGAGAAGGCGAGAGGCUUGUGUCCCAGCUGCUGUCCAGAAGCUCCCGGCUCCUGUCAGCUUCCAGGUUACUACAGCAACGAAGCCGUUUUCCCGUUCCACCUGAUCCCAGAUCAGCAUUUCCCUCUUUUUCUUUUGUGGAUUCUGUGGCUUUAGAGCAACACUCGUGUUAAACUGGACCUUCCUGCUGAACGGAGUCCUGAAGGAUCUGAAGUUGUUUUUACUUUCUUCAGACAUGUGCACAUGGAUGCUUUUACUUUCUUUUCAUUCCAGAAUGUGUUGAGGGUUAAAGAUGUUAAUAGUUCUUCUAAGUUUCUUAUCAUUGUUGUUUGCCUUUGUCUGUACAGGCAGGCCUGCAGAUAGUUAUUUAUUUGUUUUUUCUUUUUUAUGGAUUCAUUUUCAGAAAUGCUUUAUUAGAAACUACCAGUCUUUUUUUUUAAGCUUGUUUUUGUCUCUGUGACUCGUGUACUUGCACUAUGUAGAGAAGGAUUAAAGUGAAUGAACAGCUUGCCUUUCCGUUUUAAGUGAAGAAUUCUUGAUGCUAGCUUGGUGAUGGCUCGGUGCCGGCUUGAUGCCGGCUUGAUGCUGGCUUGAUGCUGGCUUGAUGCUGGCUUGGUGAUGGCUCGGUGCCGGCUUGAUGCUGGCUUGAUGCCGGCUUGAUGCCGGCUCAGUGAUGGCUCGAUUCUGGCUUGGUCGUCAUCCUGAUGACUGCAUUGCUUGCUGAUGGUGCAUCUCCAUUGUCAAUCUCUAUGGGCCAGAUGCUUCUACCAGCCUCCAGUCUUUGUGUCUAGCAUGACACAAAGACUGGAGGCUGGUAGAAGCAUCUGGCUCCAACGUGGGGCAGUCUUAGCACUUACCACAUCCCCGGUUUUGCAUUGCUAAAUAUUUCAGUCAGUUUGUGUUUUAACCUUAUUCCCACAGCAGAUUCCUUUGUUCCAGAGUUUGAACAGCCUGAUGAGGAUCUCUGAACCGAUCCCUCACAGCAAAGAUAAGGGAGCAAUGGGGAGCUGUAGACUGAGGUGGAGACCAGAAUACUGAGUAAAAGGGAGAAAAUAUGUUAGAAGCAAUCGUGAUUCAUGUUGGCUUCCUGCAGACUUCCUGCUCUGCACCGACUGCUGGAUGCGUCCAUCAUAAAGCAGCUGUGUGUGUGUGUGUGUGUGUGUGAUUGAAAAAGCUGUGAAAACCUGCAUAGAACUGAGUCUGCAUAUUGUGACUGAAAUGGGGUUUCUCAUUCACUCUGAACAUGGCAGCGUCUUAUGAAGACAAAGUCUUAAAGUGUCCACAUGUUUUUAAAGGUUUGCAGAGCGAAGCGUUGAUCUGUCUCCGAGCAGUCGGGAUCAUUUAGUGGUUCUCAUUUCCUUAUAAAUGAAUUAAAAAAGCAGACCUUGUAGCAACCAGUGAUGUAAUCACUUUGAAUAUAAUAAAGCCAAUAAUGUAAUGAAUAAACCUAUUUUGAUUAGCAAACUGCACAAAAAAUGCUAAAAAUAAUUUGUGCUUCUAAGAAAUUCGGUCUUUAUGUAUAAUUACACUAUCAGCUUCAGGUAUUACAUUUUCAAAGGCUUUUUUCAUUCUAGGAUAAUAACCAAUAAGUUUCCAGCAAUGUAAUCAGUUAUUAUGCUAAUGAUUGCUUAAUUGUCCUAGCAUGAAAAAAUCCCGCCCUAUUAAUAAUGUAUAAAGAACACAGUAAUGUAUGAAGACUGAAUGUCUCACUAAUAGAUUUUUUUUAACAGUUUUUGUGCAGCAUUUUAUUUUAAAAGUUACUGGUUACUUCACAGCUAAUCCAAAAGCUUGAGUGAAGAGCUAAAGCAGAGUCUGUGAUGGACAACAUGUGUCAGGAGGAAAAUCUGGGCCUGAGCUCUGUGGCGGACAGAUUUCCACUCACUGUUGAUGAAAAUGAAGAUGCUCAUCUUGCAGAGGACGCUGACCUCUGCUAAACCUGGACAUCAGAUUCAUUCUGAAAAUAAAUCGAUGAAGGGCGUUCUGGUUAAUUCUCAUCAUUUAUUUAUUUUCCUGUCAUGAAGGAACAAAAAGACCAGGACAGGAAAUGUAGAGGGAAGAAUCUGGUUGUAUUUUGAGGUCUUAAAACCCGACUCGCAUGCAUCCACGCUGUCCUGUCCACCUGGGCUCAGGGGCAGAGGAUGGUUGAAGCUACACAUGAGGACAGCGUUAUCAGGCAUGCUGACUUGUAAAUCAGCUGUUGUGAAUGAAGGAUAUUUAAUAUUUUGAGCAGCUGAGCUCCGUCUGUAAAUUAAGGUAAAAGUCUGCAAACCUCAGCCAGCAUCACGGGGUUUUCCUUCUGGGAGAUGUGGAUGCUUAUUCUGUUCAGACGAUCUCUGCAGAGAUGCGUGGCUGGUGGAAUUCAGAACCAGCCGGUCCAGUUUAAACUGUGAGCUUUCUUUUCUGGGACUCGCUUCCUGGGCUGUUUCUGGAUGCGAGGAAGCACACUGUGUCGUUCAGAGUGCAGUAUUUAUUUAUUUUCUUUAGAAAUUUUCAUUUUCUAUGAGUGUUAUCACAGAUGUAUAUCUACAGAAAGCAACACUGAGCUCUAUCACCGAUGCUUCGCUCUUCAUCCCUCCUCAUCUAUUCUUUCCAUUCAGCCUUUUCUCUACUUUUUUCUUCUUCAGCAUUCCCUCUCCUGUCCUUCUGCCUGCACCUUAAACCCAACAAUUCCUUUCAACUGAGAACUAUCAUGUAAAACUUUGAAGAUUUUGUUUUUUCCACGUGUAAAUACUUGUACAAAGGAAAUACUGUCAGUUUGCAAGGAGGCAUGGAGACUACAAAUGUAACAAAUUACAAAAUGCUCAAAAUAAAGGAAAGACUGAAGGUGAUUUUGAUGAGUGUAAAAUAUUUAAGGCUGUAUCAUAAUGAGAAAGCUUAAUGUAUUUGUUGUGAAUAUGAAAAACUGAUAUAUUAAAGAAGUGCAUGAAAAGCA